UCCGUCCGUCACACUCGGUGACACUGAGAGAUGGCUGCUGCGGCUCAGCCAGUGCUGCUCGGCCCACUGCCCCCAAGACACCGGUCCCGGUGUCAGCCUUUGCGGGGGAGCCGGCCAGGCCUUACCACGGCUCCCGCAGAGCCCCCUGACUCCACGAGGGGCUGCGUGGGGGUGGGGGCUCCCGUCUCAGAACUAGAGAAAGCCCACGGGGACGUGGGACAGGCAUGCGCGACCCCCUCAGUGGCUAACCUGGCUCUGCUUGGCUUCCAGGGUGACCCUGGCCCCUCGGGCCCACCCGGACCGCCGGGAGAAGACGGAGACAGGGGUGACGACGGAGAAGUUGGGCCCCGAGGGCUGCCUGGGGAACCGGGGCCGCGCGGUCUGCUGGGACCGAAGGGUCCUCCGGGCCCCCCGGGACCUCCCGGUCUGCCAGGCCCUCAGGGCGCCAUCGGGCCCCCAGGAGAGAAGGGUCUGCCAGGCCCUCAGGGCGCCAUCGGGCCCCCAGGAGAGAAGAUGGCAGUGGAUGCCGCCGUCGGGGCCUCUGAGGGCCUGGAUGGAGCCCGGCUGCAGUUUAGGGAGUGGGUCCCCUCCACGGUGGAUCCGGCCGUCGCCCGGGCCAGGCCUUGUUCCGGUUCCGCAGAAGCAGCAGCCGCGGUCAGCCGCUGA
Messenger RNA from Myotis davidii, 666 nucleotides. RefSeq names its product collagen alpha-1(III) chain-like. The record is from RefSeq and is a predicted model, not a curated record. The transcript is spliced from 6 exons. Bases 31 to 666 code for a protein of 211 amino acids. Lineage: Eukaryota; Metazoa; Chordata; Mammalia; Chiroptera; Vespertilionidae.